Messenger RNA from Drosophila miranda, 1417 nucleotides. RefSeq lists its product as uncharacterized. Bases 499 to 1056 code for a protein of 185 amino acids. NCBI's taxonomy places the organism in Eukaryota, Metazoa, Arthropoda, Insecta, Diptera, Drosophilidae. The transcript is spliced from 3 exons. The record is from RefSeq and is a predicted model, not a curated record.
UAUAUUCUAUCAACGGUCUGUAUACGGCUGUCAUAUUAUUUGCAUACUUGAAAUACUGCUCGCUGCUCGAUCCGACGAGUGGCUUUUAUAAACGUAGGCCAUCAUAUGACUCUUGGCUGUCUCUCUUUAAGUGGUAGUUACUAAAUUUAACUUUAAGAUAAAACUUAGCAUUUCAACCGCUAAAGUUCUCGUUCCUGAUACAUUUUGUUUCUAAUCGUCUCACUAACCCUGAACGUCGUUUGAGUAUCCUUCCAAUACCAUAGAAAACUCUAAUUUGUCUAGUAAAUUGCGAACAUUAAUCUAUUUGGUGACAAACGGUGAUAUAUUUAUUUCGGCGAAAAGUUCAAAUCAGGGGAAAGGCCGAAUCUAUGUAUAAAUAUAUUCUCUCUGAGAAUCAAGCUUUCAUUUAAAUGUCAAAUUAUUGCUAUAAUAUUAAGUAAUUAGCAUAUAGCUAUUUAAUACAUUGAUACACAAUAACGUAAAACGAAAAGAAAAUAAAUGGAAAUGAAAGGGAUAUACACGUCCUAUAUGAUGUCCUUAGCUUUAGCUCUGAUAUGGCAACUAUUCCUAAUGUCCCAGCUGCCUUUAGGGGAUGCCAAGAGUAUUUCCAUUGCUCCAACACAGCAGCAGUCUAUCGGUGGCAUCAACAACUCUACGAGUAACACCUCGAUCAUCGAUGCAGGCGAGCAGAUGAAGAACACCACUAGUCUUGUAGUAUCCGGUCCUGGUUCCCCUUCUGUUAUAUCUGCUACCCAUUUGCAAUCAUCGCCAUCCGCGGUGAAGCAUAUCCGGCGGAGCAAGCGUUCAACUCGGAUAAAUUUGCCAUUCGAUUUUCAUACGAAACAUCUACCCUGCGACAUGGAUAUGGGCCUUCAGCUCAUCAGCCAUUUGAAUUCUUUCUGCAUUUGGGCAUAUAACAACAAGUAUGCCCAUGAGGGAACCUGGCGAGUCUGGCAGAUGUAUAAGUUGGAGGGAUUCUUUUUUGGUCAGUACUACGAGCGCUUGAAGCGCUACGAAAUCGAUCCCCACGGCUAUGUUUGGCCAAAAGACCCAUAGAUACACUACAAAUGUUUGUAGGGUCAAUAAAAUUAUCCGUUCUUAUUGGAUGGUUGAUUUACGGUUUAGGGCGGUAUUUCUGGGUUAUUUAUGGGAUACCUUUUUCUUAUGUGCCAUUGAGUUAGUUGUCUGUACAUUUCACUAGUAAAAGUCAUCAUUGAUAGUCCGUAAAUUCAACUCGAAACAAAUCCAAAAUUUUUGUGUAAUUGAAUUUGUUUUGGAACGUAAAAUGAAGUUACCAUUUAGGAGAACAAUAAUCCUGUUGGCAUUGCUGUUUGUGGGGUUCCUACUAAUUGAGAGUGCAGCUGCCCGGAGUGUUCCGGAAUACAUGCCAAACGAAACGAAAAAUUCCAGUGUCGUC